CCCCUGUGCUAGAAACACUUGAGCGUAUUUAACGUGUUCAUCUCGGAGCUGCCGAGGAUGAAGAUCGAGCGAGCCAGCGAACGCCGGAAUGAUCUGGGCGAGGCACCUCACUGGGACUGGCGCAGCUCUACCCUUAUCUACAACGACGGGAAGAGAGGAGAAAUUGUGCGGUUCGAUCCUCAGUCCAAAACAGAGACCGAAAUCAUUCGUCUCGAUGGCGAGAUUGGCAACAUGAUUCCUUACGUCGAAGACAACCGCAAGCUUAUGGUGUGCAUGGAAAAUGGCGUCUACAAACUUGACCUCGACACCAGGGAACAGACACUUCUUGCGGAGAUGUUGGAUCCAGAUUCUCCGGUACGAACCAGAAUCAAUGACGGCAAGUGUGACGCUAAGGGACGUCUCUGGGCCGGAACAAUGCCAAGAUUAUACAACAAGAACAACGCUCGAGGAGUGAACAACUUAUACUGCUACUCCAAGGGCAAGGUGACUUUGAAGAUGCCGCAAGUUUCUCUGUCCAACGGCAUCGCGUGGACGUCGGACAACCGGACCAUGUUCUACAAUGACACCAUACCGGGAACCACGUACGCCUUCGACUUCGACCUCGGCACCGGAGACAUAAGCAAUCGUCGUGUCUUUAUCGAUUUCAACCGUACGCCUGGGUACGAGCACCUCGGGAUUCCCGACGGGAUGACCAUGGACGUCAACGACAAGAUAUGGAUGGCCUGUUUCGGCUUUGGCUCCGUCAUUCAGAUCGAUCCAGAAACAGCUAAAAUCCUGAACACAAUCAAAGUUCCGGCCAAAUACCCUACGUCAUGUUGCUUCGGCGGCAAGAACUACGACGUUCUUUACGUCACUUCCGCUACCUUCAUUGGGGACGCCACGCACACUACUGACGGAUUCCUGUACCAGGUUACCGAACUAGAUGUCAAAGGAAAGGCCGCUUUUGAAUUCGCCGGUUGAUGUUGAAGCCCUAUA
This is a messenger RNA of Ixodes scapularis (black-legged tick), 975 nucleotides long. RefSeq names its product regucalcin-like. NCBI's taxonomy places the organism in Eukaryota, Metazoa, Arthropoda, Arachnida, Ixodida, Ixodidae. The transcript has 5 exons. Gene Ontology annotation, molecular function: gluconolactonase activity; calcium ion binding. Gene Ontology annotation, biological process: L-ascorbic acid biosynthetic process. The coding region runs from base 58 to 960 and encodes 300 amino acids. The record is from RefSeq and is a predicted model, not a curated record.